Messenger RNA from Aspergillus versicolor CBS 583.65, 1730 nucleotides. Its product is annotated as putative xylosidase/glycosyl hydrolase. Gene Ontology annotation, molecular function: hydrolase activity, hydrolyzing O-glycosyl compounds. Gene Ontology annotation, biological process: carbohydrate metabolic process. The record is from RefSeq and is a predicted model, not a curated record. The transcript has a single exon. The coding region runs from base 86 to 1642 and encodes 518 amino acids. NCBI's taxonomy places the organism in Eukaryota, Fungi, Ascomycota, Eurotiomycetes, Eurotiales, Aspergillaceae.
CAGAGGGGCACAGGUCUAUAUCAGGAAGGCGAGGAAGGUUUUCAUAAGUUUCAGUAUUACUAUUGUUCUUGUUUUUAUUGAAACCAUGUUGUCUACACUUGCAAUCACCGUCGCCUUGCUCACUGGGGCUGGGCGAGGCGAUACAACACUCCAACAGCAGCCUGUGAUAUGGGAGGAUCUUGCGGACACAGAUAUUUUUCGAGUGAAUGACACCUUCUACUACUCGGCUUCCACCAUGCAUUACUCCCCUGGGGCUCCAAUCUUGUCAAGCAAGGACCUUGUUCACUGGGAGUUCAUCGGGCACAGCGUCCCCACGCUUGACUGGGGCUCGAAAUAUUCUCUCCAAGAUGGCUCGGCAUACGUACAAGGGAUUUAUGCAUCAACGAUUCGAGCACGUCCCAGUGAUGGGCAGUGGUUCUGGGUCGGAUGCGUUGAGUAUAGCAGCACAUACGUCUACACUGCCUCAGGGCCAACAGAGGACUGGACCCAACUAGCCCAUAUCCCGGAAUGCUAUUACGACUCCGGUCUCUUGUUUGAUGAUGAUGGAACGCCUUAUGUCGCCUACGGGAGCUCUGAAAUCAAGGUGGCCCAGUUGUCUGAUGACCUCAAGAGUCAUGUCCGUGCCGAGUCUGUCUAUACUUAUGACAACAGCGCUGAGGGGAGCCGAAUGUACAAGAUUGACGGCACUUACUACAUUCUCAACAUCGACCCUACGUCUAGGAUCCAGUACGCACUGAAGUCGGACAGUCCCUUUGGACCCUACGACUCGGCUAUAGUAUCCAACAGCCCGGCCUGCCCUUCGGACGUCGGCGACCCCCCUCAUCAAGGUGGCAUAGUGGACGAUGGCGAUGGCAACUGGUACUAUAUGGCGUUCUGUGACUCGUACCCCGGUGGACGAGUGCCCGUCCUAGCCCCUAUCGUAUUCAACGACCAAGGGUUUCCGCAACUGGCUGAUGUCAAUACGUGGCCGUCCAGCGUGACAGUCCCCCUGGACGAGGUCUCCACGCCAGAUUUCAGCUACACAGACUCCUUCACGGGCAGUGGUUUAAGUGCGCAAUGGGAAUGGAACCACAACCCAGACACCAGCGCUUACAGCUUGGAUAACGGACUGAUCCUGAAUACUGUCACAGUAACGGACGACCUAUAUCAGGCUCGGAACACGCUCACCCAUCGCGCUCUGGGCCCUAGCAGUGCUGCUACAAUCGAGCUUGAUUUCAGCAGCAUGCAAUCUGGGGAUCGAGCAGGGCUUGUGAUCCUGCGUGAUAGCUCCGCGUGGGUUGGCGUGAUCGACAAUGGCGAUAGCAAGGUAGUAGGUGUCUGGAAGGGCCUUGAUAUGACAUCGGGAGACGGCGGCUGGUCGACUGUGGACACUGGGUCGCUGGAGACAUCUGAGGACAUUGGUGAUUCGACUGUGAUCUACCUUCGUGCCCGGGGGAAUUUCAGGCCUUCGUCCGACAAGACUGUGCAGUUUUCGUACUCGACUGAUGGCUCUACGUUCUCGGAUAUCGGUGAGCCAUUUGUCAUGAAUACGGAGUGGGAGUUCUUUAUGGGCUACCGGUAUGGCAUCUUCAACUUUGCAACGGAGUCUCUUGGUGGGAGUGUGAAGGUGUCGAGUUUCACUAUGGAGGCAGUUGAGGAGUGAAUAAAGACGAGUUGUGCUUAUUGAUGGUUGUUUUUAUGCUGCAAGUAAAUAACUAAAAUAAACAUCUCGUUAACCAUCAGAGCUCACG